Molecule: messenger RNA, 264 nt
Organism: Sphenostylis stenocarpa
Lineage: Eukaryota; Viridiplantae; Streptophyta; Magnoliopsida; Fabales; Fabaceae
Source: the annotation of a GenBank genome assembly
AUGGAGCAUAUACAAGUGAACCGGAGCGAAGCAGAACGAUUGGCGCCGUCGCCUCCAACGCUGCAUACUCCGCCGCAAGGUAUGCACCAGAGGGAUGUGGACGAGGAUGACGAGAACGUGAAUCAGCUCGAUGAAUGUUCUUCCCUGUAUCGCCUGAUGCAGGAUUGUGUUGUUCGAUCAAACAGGAAUUGGAAAGUAUGCCAGCCAGAAGUACAUGCUUUGAGGGAAUGCUUUGAAAAGAGAAAGAAAAUGCAAGGAAAGUAG